Ostertagia ostertagi is the source of this 336-nucleotide messenger RNA. The record is from the annotation of a GenBank genome assembly. NCBI's taxonomy places the organism in Eukaryota, Metazoa, Nematoda, Chromadorea, Rhabditida, Trichostrongylidae.
AUGGGUACCUACCUUCCUUCCCCAAUGAUCACCGACGAUGCCAUUAAGUUGUUCGUCCAAGUGGCGUUAAUCUGCUUCACAAUCGCUAUCACAGCCUUCCUUUACGUCUUGAGCGGAUUCUUCUCAUUUCCACAAGGCUUCACUAUUGCAAACAACAUUUUGUGGCAGUUAAGCCACGGUCUUCAUGGCAUCAUCUACUUUUGCUUCAAUCGAAGAAUACGUACUGAAGUGCUGAGGAUGUGUGGUAGAAACAAAACACAAUCUGCGGCCGUGAUCACAACUGCAAUCGUGGAUUCACGGCCGCUUGGAACAACGAAUAGAUAUGCUAAUAAAUAA